AUGUCGAAUCUUAAACCGGCCCUGAGUUCUACCACCUGUUCCUUACAUGAGCCCGUCAAAAUAUUAGCCUCUGAGGAAAAUCUCUUGCAAAUUAAACCCCAAACAAUACCUGAAUUUUUCCAUGCAUGUUGUGAGCGAUUCAGAGAUCGUCCCGCCUUGGCUUAUAAAGAUGAAGGCGUUGAGGAGUGGACCACAAUAUCCUAUGGAGAAUAUGAGAAGAAUGUGGAACAGACAGCAUUACUUCUACUACACUUGGGUGUCCAACCCCGAACCUCUGUAGGAAUUUUGUCCUACAAUUGUCCAGAAUGGUUUUAUGUCAACUUGGCUGUGACGCGAAUAAAUGCCGUAUCGACGGGAAUUUAUACCACCAAUUCAGCGGAGGCUGUUCACCAUAUUCUGGAGACCUCAGAUGCCAGUGUGGUGGUGGUUGAUGAUAGCCAGCAAUUGGAGAAAAUUCGAGCGAUACGUUCCAGUUUGCCUCAGCUGAAGGUGGUUGUUCAGCUACAUGGACCCUUUGAUUUCGGUGGGGAAGCUCAAACGGAGGGUUAUUGGCGGUGGUCAGAUUUAUUUCAAAUGCAAUUUAGUCCAUCUUUGAGGGAGGAUCUUUAUCGAAGAGAACGUCAAGUGAUGGCAAAUGAGUGUGCCCUGAUUAUAUUUACGUCCGGUACCGUAGGCAUGCCCAAAGGCUGUAUGAUCUCCCAUGAUGCCAUUGUAUAUUUAACCCAGGCCAUUAAUCACAGGUUUGACUUCCUUAAUAGAGGUCAUGAACGUAUCGUUAGCUACCUACCGCUAAAUCAUGUUGCAGGACAGUUGUAUGCUACGUUUAUGGCGAUGGAUAAUGGAACAUUGACAUAUUUUGCCGAUCGGAAUGCUUUGAAAGGUACUUUGGUCAAGAAUUUUAUUGCAGUCCAGCCGACGAUGCUGUUUGGAGUUCCAAGGGUUUUUGAGAAAAUCCACGAACAACUUUUGAAAUUGGAAGAGAGAUCCAAUUGCUUCAGGAGGAUGAUAUUGCAGAACGCAAGGGCAGCUAUGCUGGAAUAUCAUGUGCAAAGGAUAAAGGGAAAACCCACUUCCUUUGUAAAAUAUUGGCUGGCCUCCAUGGUGAUCAAUCGCAUUAAGAAUGCCUUGGGUUUGUCGUUUGUAAAAGAUGCUGUCAUUGGCGGAGCACCAAGUUCCGAUGAGCUGAAAUCCUUUUUUAUGGCCCUUAAUGGUGGCACCGGUAUACCUGUUGAGGGUGUGGAGAUAAAAAUUAAAGAUCCCAAGGGGAGUCGGGGUGAAGGAGAGAUCCUUAUGCGUGGUCGCACAAAUUUCACGGGCUAUUUAAAGGAUCCCCUAAGGACCAAGGAGGCGGUAACCGAAGAUGGUUUGAUUUUGAGCGGUGAUAUUGGCUAUUUAGACGCCCGGAGAAAUUUAUUUAUUAGCGGUCGCAUAAAGGAACUCAUUGUUACGGCGGGUGGUGAAAAUAUACCACCGGUAUACAUUGAGGAUCGGAUUAAAAAGGAAUUGCCGUGCUUGAGUAAUGUUAUGGCCAUUGGAGAUCGUAGGAAAUAUUUGACGGCAUUGUUGACGUUUAAGACUGACAUGGAUCCCAAUACUGGAUAUCCACAGGAUACUCUCUUGCCAGAAAGCAAAGAAUGGUUAGCCACAUUGGGGUUACAUUAUACCCAUCUAUCGGAAAUGUUACACAUGGCAAUGCCGGGAAAUCUUCUAAACUUCGAUCCCUCCCGUGUUGAGGUACAGCUUGAUGAAAAAUUAGAAAAGGCAUUGAAGUCAGGUAUUGAACGUUAUAAUCGCCAGGCCAUAUCGAAUGCCCAGAAAAUUCAAUAUUUUACCGUGUUGCCACAUGAUUUCUCCAUACCCACCGGGGAAUUGGGGCCAACUUUGAAAAUACGCCGCAAUGUGGUGCACAAUAAAUAUGCCAAGGUCAUUGACAGAAUGUACUGCAGAUGA
Musca vetustissima is the source of this 1950-nucleotide messenger RNA. Its product is annotated as long-chain-fatty-acid--CoA ligase heimdall-like. The record is from RefSeq and is a predicted model, not a curated record. Gene Ontology annotation, molecular function: long-chain fatty acid-CoA ligase activity. Gene Ontology annotation, cellular component: membrane; endoplasmic reticulum. NCBI's taxonomy places the organism in Eukaryota, Metazoa, Arthropoda, Insecta, Diptera, Muscidae. The coding region runs from base 1 to 1950 and encodes 649 amino acids. The transcript has 7 exons.